This is a messenger RNA of Oikopleura dioica, 1251 nucleotides long. The record is from the annotation of a GenBank genome assembly. Lineage: Eukaryota; Metazoa; Chordata; Appendicularia; Copelata; Oikopleuridae.
AUGGAAGCAGAUUCAGAAGAAGAAGAAGAGGGAGAUUUGUUGGAGCAUCUGGCGUCUUUGUUCGUCGAAGAGCGGAGUGACGUAGACGAGGAGGAACACGAUUCUGAAAAACAGGAAGAAUUCGAAGAGCUACAGGACGAAAGAGAGAAAAAUCGCCAAUAUCAAACGAUUGAGGAUUUUAUAGCGCAGGAAAUUGCUGAAGAACGAAAUUUCAUUGAAAGAGCGCAACUUAAUUCCUCUGAAUCGGAGUCUGAAGAAGAGGUGUUGUAUGAACAAAGCGAUAGAUUGCAAACCGAAGAGCAAGAGGAGGAAGAACGAAAUAAUCAAAAUAGAGAAAGAGUAGCACAGCUUCGGGAGAUUGGAAACGAAGAUCGUCCAAGAGGAAAUCAGCAGAUUACAGUAGAUCAAGAAAAUAUGGAAAGAGAAGGAGCUGGUCGUCGUCGAGCUCAUCGUCAUCGGAUCAUCAUGCUUCCACCCGACGAGUCUGAUUCUGAAGAAGAAUCGGAACUUCAAGAGCCAGAGGAAAAACGAAUUCGCUUGGAAAAUGAGGACGAAAAAGAAAAUGAUGCAGCGAUCCAGCCAGAUGCCGAAAGAACCAUGAGCGACUCCGGCUUGAAAGCGAGAGAAUUCGUUCUAGAUAGGCCGGGUAACUUGUUUUUCCCCGCUCGCGAUGUAGCUCACUCUGAAAUUCUUGCUCUUAGCUCCGAGGAAAGAGAAAACGAGAAAAUGCCCCCUCACCAGCCAGAAAAGAUCAAUUCUCUCUCCGACUCGGAUGAAUCUGAUGUUGAAAUGAUGCACCCGCUUUUGGCUGCUGCUAAUCGACAGAACCAGGAGGUUCUCGAGGAGGACGAAGAAGUCCAUGAAGAGAUGGAACUAGAUUGGGAGCAACUCACUGAUGUUGAAGACGAUGACGAGUGGGAGGAUAUGGAUGACGAAGAUGAGGGAGAUGCCGACGAGAAUGCAUAUGAUGAAGGAGAAGAGGAGGAAAAUGAUGGCGACGAGGACGAAAUGGAUGAAGAAAGUGAAGAGGAAGAAGAAGAGGAGGAUCCUGAAGGGAGAGAGCGGAGCCGGAGGUGCUUAAGCAACGUUCUUAACUUUUCUGCGAUCUUGGAGAAUCAGAUGCGUUCGAUUCAAGAACGCUGCCAAGAGCUCGGCGAAAUUCUCCACCGCCCUGACUACGACUCCGACGAGAGCUACAGCGAAGACGAAAGUGAAGAUGAAAUUGUUGCGAAUCCAGAAUUCUCAACUUGA